AUGACAACAUUUUCAAUAGCUUCGAUUCUCGGUGAUCAAAAUGAUAAACACGAAGAAGAAAAUAGUUCUAUUGAAGAAGAAGAAGAGCAACAACAACAACAGCAACAAUUUAUUUUAAACAAUGGUGUACAACAUUUGUACAAUUUAUUUUGCAAAAAUGCUGUUGUUGCGGCUCAUUUAAAUGAACAAAAUCAUAACAAAAACAAUUCAAUAAGAUCUUUUUCACUUGGAUCAGUUCCAUCUUGUUCAAAUGACUUUUAUCAAUUACAUAAACUGAAUGGCGCAUCCUAUCAAGGUCCGACUAUAUCUUAUUAUGGAAAAUCUCGUCGUCCGCGUACGGCAUUUACAUCUCAACAAUUGCUCGAACUUGAAAAACAAUUUCGAGAAAAUAAAUACUUGUCAAAAUCAAAACGUUUUGAAGUGGCCACAUCUUUAAUGCUAAGUGAAACACAAAUCAAAAUAUGGUUUCAGAAUCGUCGAAUGAAAUGGAAACGUAACAAGAAAAUGCCAUCUGGUACUUUAGAAGAAUCGCCAACAUCAAUGCUUAUUAAAGGAGAACCGUCCGAUAUGGCUGAUUCAAUAUCGUCAUUAGUUACUAUGAGUCCUACUUAA
Messenger RNA from Rotaria socialis, 612 nucleotides. NCBI's taxonomy places the organism in Eukaryota, Metazoa, Rotifera, Eurotatoria, Philodinida, Philodinidae. The record is from the annotation of a GenBank genome assembly.